Molecule: messenger RNA, 2087 nt
Organism: Frankliniella occidentalis (western flower thrips)
Lineage: Eukaryota; Metazoa; Arthropoda; Insecta; Thysanoptera; Thripidae
Product: heterogeneous nuclear ribonucleoprotein A1, A2/B1 homolog
Exons: 7
Coding region: 144-1343 (399 amino acids)
Molecular function (GO): RNA binding
Source: RefSeq, a predicted model, not a curated record
UCGAAAGGCAUCGGCUGAAAACGAAAACGCCAUUUUGUUUGGUUGCUUUGCUUGUGCCUGGUGCUGGGGUUUGAUCCAGGGAGGAGUUGUUUUUUGAGCUGUGGAAGAGGGUAAACUUUCAACCCUCGGGCCGUACGCCGGUCAUGGUAAAAGUAGAAAUGGACGGAGGACGGGGCCACAAUGACAAUGAGGGUUCACAUGAAGCUGAGCACACCAGAAAACUUUUUAUUGGUGGACUUGACUACCGAACUACUGACGAUUCCCUGAAGAAGUUCUACGAACAAUGGGGUGACAUUGUUGAUGUAGUUGUCAUGAAAGACCCCAAAACCAAGAAGUCCCGUGGUUUUGGAUUCAUAACAUAUGCCAGAUCAGCAAUGGUUGAUGAAGCACAGGCACACAGACCACACCGAAUUGAUGGCAGAGUUGUUGAACCCAAGAGAGCUGUACCUCGCACAGAGAUUGGAAGACCAGAGGCUGGUGCAACUGUGAAAAAGUUGUUCAUUGGCGGUCUAAAGGAAGAAAUGGAUGAAGAUGAUAUUCGAAACUAUUUCAAACAGUUUGGUCAAGUCAGAUCUGUGUCAAUAGUUAUGGAUAAGGAGUCAGGAAAGAAGCGUGGCUUUGGUUUUGUUGAGUUCGAUGACUAUGACACUGUGGACAAGAUUUGCUUACAAAGAAAUCAUUCUCUGAGAGGGAAGCACAUUGACGUGAAAAAAGCUUUGAGCCGUCAAGAAAUGGCCGACAUGCAAGCCCGCAACCAAAGGGGAGGCGGCGGCGGCGGCGGUGGUGGUGGCGGCGGCGGGGGCGGCGGCAACGGUGGCCCUGGCAGAGGAGGUCCAUCUGGGGGCGGCAACUGGGGAGGCAGCAGAGGGGGCAACGACUGGAACCAGGGCAACCAGGGCUACAGCGGCAGUGGUGGUGGCGGCGGCGGUGGUGGCUGGGGCGGCAACGGCCCAUGGUCCAACCAGAACCAAGGGGGUGGAGGCGGCGGCGGCAGCAGCUGGAACCAAGGGGGCGGGGGCGGCGGCGGCAACCAAGGGGGUGGCAACUGGAACAAUGACAACUUUGGCGGUGGCUACCAGCAGAGCUAUGGAGGUGGACCCGUGCGCGGAGGCAACUAUGGUGGAGGUGGUGGUCGAUCAGCCCCCUACUCUGGUGGCGGCGGCGGCGGAGGCAGCGGUGGUGGCGGCGGCGGCUAUGGUGGCAACCAGGGUGGUUAUGGUGGCAACCAGGGUGGCUACGGAGGCAACCAGGGUGGCGGCGGCGGCGGCUACGGCGGAAACCAAGGGGGCGGCGGCGGAUACGGAGGCGGCCAAGGAGGCUACGGAGGAGCAAGGAGAUAUUAGAGCUUCCCAGACCACACCAGGUUCCUUCUACAGCCUACGUACAAAAUUUGUACUGUAGGGCUUUCUGGUCAGGGUUGGAUUAGACAAGUCAGAUGAUUGAUCCGAUCCACUUGAAGAUGAGGAGUUGUUUACCAGAUGUGGUAGGCCCUAUGCAAAGGACUAUAUUUGUGUGCGUGUGAUUAAGCGUGUAACUCAGGAAUUUUAAGUUGUAGGACUUAACAGUAUUGUGAGUUGGUUACUUCCAAUCAAGUCAAAGACAUCUGGUUAGUGUGAUAGAACACACAGCUGGUGCUAAAAUCAUUUACCAUUAGAAAGAGCUCAGGUUUAUUACCCGCCUAAUUUAAUUGACAAGAGUUGUGACUAGGGAACACUUAAUUGAAGUAGAUGUGGUUUCUACUUAAACUAUAGUUUUAGCCCAUAUGAUUGUGCAUCUUGUGUUAAUCACAAAAUUAAAUUAUUCAUCAUUGUCAGGAAAAAUUAAUAAUCAAACACUAGGUAUAAAGUGUAAUUUUGUACCCGUAACCAAAAUAAAAUCACCCACUCUCUACGUGAUCAGGGCCACUUAAUUUACAGACUGAAACUGCCUCAGUUCUCGUACCUAGGUCACUAAUCAUUCCGUUGUAGGAGUUUCAUGUACAAUUAAGUUUCUCCACCGAUCUGAUGUUAGUAUCUCUGACAGAUUAUGUUAAGAAUUGAGGUUUUAUGUAUUUAUUGAUAAUCUUAAAGAAAAUGUAGAAAAGUAAA